GCCAGAAGCAUCACACCUUAGGGCGUGGCAGGGAAUUGGCAACAAUCACCUUCUAAUGUUUGUUGGUUUUUUUCCUCCCUGAAAGGCUGCAGAGCCCAGCUGGCUUUUUACCUUUUCCUUCUUUCCCUAAAGCCUUGCAGCGAGUGUAACAGGAUAAUAUCUCACACUUCCCCCUGGCUCAGUCUCCCUCCAAGAAUUUCUUCAAGAUCUGGCACAGAGCUAAAAGUUCCAGGUCAAAACUCCGUGACAAUUAGACAAUUGCCCUGCAGAAGUAGUAAUUGUUCUUUGUAUUGCAGCAGAGCCGAGGGAAUCAGCCCCACGUUGUAUUUGACGCUGCCUCACCUGCAGGGAGAGCCGGGUCAUUGCAGACCUGUGUGCUCAGCCCAGGCAAUGCCAGCCAUCCCUGCCGCAGCCAGGGGAUGUGUGCUGUGCCUGCUGCUCCGGGGGGGAUGGUUGAACUGCUCAGAGCAGUGUUCCUCAUCCCUCCAAACACCCCUGACAGGCACCCGAGAGCAGGUUUAUCCCCGAGGGAACUGCUCUGGGACACCACAGUUCCUGUGUUUCUGUUGGAGCAUUUUCUCAGGCUCAUGGACUCGUGUUCACCACAUUCCAGUUCUGGGUUUUUUCUCUGUUCUUUGUCUUUCUGGAGUAUUUUUCCCUUUUUUAUCCUGCUGCACAGGAGCCUCAUGGAUUUCCCUCUUCUUUCCCUUUCCUGCCUCCCUUUCCCCUGUGCUGAUGGCCCAGGUGAGGAAUCCCACCCUCAGCCCAGUGCAGUUGCAAAGGGAUUGUUGUUUGCACCACUUUCCAUCUCAUGUUCUUGGAGCAUUUUCCCACAGAGUGCUGGAUAGGAGAGAGCAGGGCAGCUUUAGGGAACAGCAGACACAUUCCUGGAGUCAGGCCAUGCAGCUGCUCUGCAUGAUAAAUGGGAGUGACAGGCAGGAUCCUCCUCCUGGCAGCAGGUCCCAGGGCUCACCUGGGCUGACUCCCCGAGCAGGGCAGGAGCAGGAGGAGCUCCUUUCUCCCCCUGUGCCAGCAGCCAGGCAGGAGGCAGAGAGCCAGGCUGCCUCUCGGGCCAUGGCUGCGGCCAGGGAGCGGCAGCUGGGCAGCCUGACCGUCUUCAACAGGGAGGAUUUCGAGGAUGACUGGGUGAAAGUGGCCAGUGGAGGCUUUGGGCACGUGUACCAGGUGAAGCACAGGAGGUGGAGGACAGUUUAUGCCGUGAAAUGCUCCCCGUACCUGCUGCAGGACUCCGGCAUGGACAGGACCAGCAUGAACUGUCUCAUGGAGGAGGCAACCAAGAUGGAGAAAAUCAAAUUCCAGCACAUUGUCACCAUCUACGGGGUCUGCAACAGCCCUCUGGGGAUAGUGAUGGAAUACAUGGCCAGAGGGUCCUUGGAGAAAAUCCUGCCCACUCACAAAAUGUCUUGGCAGCUCAAAUUCCGGGUUAUCCAUGAGAUGGGCUUGGCUAUGAACUUCCUGCAUAGCAUGACACCCCCUUUGCUGCACUUGGAUCUCAAACCAGGGAACAUUCUCCUGGAUGGGAAUAUGCACGUCAAGAUCUCAGACUUUGGGCUUUCCAAGUGGAUGGAGCAAUCCAGCAGAAUGCAGUACAUCGAGAGCUCUGCUCUCAGGGGCACUUUGAGCUACAUCCCCCCCGAAAUGUUCCUGCAGAACAGCAAACCCCCGGGAAUCAAAUACGAUGUGUACAGCUUCGGGAUCGUCAUCUGGGAGGUGCUGAUGCAGAAGAAACCCUAUGCAGGAGCCAACAUGAUGGCCAUCAUCGUCAGGGUGGCCGCGGGCAAGAGGCCGGGGCUGGAGCUCAUCAGCGACGACUGGCCCGGGGAGUGCCAGCAGAUGGUGGACUUGAUGAAGAGGUGCUGGGACCAAGACCCCAAGCAAAGGCCAAGCUUUUCAGAUAUCCCUGUGGAGACAGACAUGCUGCUGGCACUGAUACAGAGCCUGGUGGUGGACCCGGAGAACGAGCGCCUGGUCAGGAAGAUGUCCCACAAACCUGCCAUCUCUGGGAACCAGCAGAGUGACAAAGAGGAGUUCACCUUCCCCCGAGACACCAGGAGUGGUGAAAGAGAUAACCAGGAGGUUCCUCUCCCACCUCCCUACAGCGAGGCCGAAAGCCCGGAGGAGAUCCUGUCCGAGGAGAUCUGCAGGGUCCACGAGAACGGGCUCACCCUCCUCCACCUCAUGGUCAUCCAGGGCAACGUGGAGAAGGUGAAGUUCCUCCUGGGCUGCAAAGCCAACGUGAACAGCCAGGUGGGCUGUGGCUACACCCCGCUCAUCAUGGCCGUGCAGAAGAGGCUGCCAGAGAUCUGCUCCGUCCUCAUCGAGCACGGCGCCGACCCCAACGUGCCGGACGAGGACGGCUGGACCCCCCUGCACUUCGCCGCCCAGAGCGGGGACGACAGGAUCGUCCGGCUGCUGCUGGACCACCAGGCCCGAGUGGACGCCCAGGAGCAGGACGGGUGGACCCCCCUGCACCUGGCGGCCCAGAACAACUUCGAGAACGUGGCGCGGGUGCUGCUGUCCCGCCAGGCCGACUCCAACACCCAGGAGGGGGACGGCAAGACCGCCCUGCACGUGGCGGCCUGCUUCGGCCACGUGGGGCUGGUGAAGCUGCUGGCCAGCCAAGGGGCCGACCUGGAGAGGAAGCAGAAGAACCACAGGACCCCCCUGCACGUGGCCGUGGAGAGGGGCAAGUUCAGGGUGGUGCACUACCUGCUGAAGAACGGGACCUGCGUGAACAGCCUGGACCAGAACCACUACAGCGCCCUGCACCUGGCGGCCGUCAGGGGCAAGCUGCUCAUCUGCGAGAAGCUCAUCAAGCACGGGGCCAACGUGGAGCUGAGGACGGACAAGGGCUGGACCCCCCUGCACUUGGCCUCCUUCAAAGGGCACGUGGAGAUCAUCCGGCUGCUGCGGCGCAGCCGCGCCCGGCUCAGCGCCCGGGGCAGCAUGGACUGGACCCCCCUGCACUUGGCCACCCGCUACGGCGACGAGCCCGUGGUCAGCGAGCUGCUGCGGGGCGGGGCAGACCCCGACGUGCCCGAGGGCUCGGGCUGGGCCCCCCUGCACUUCGCCGUCCUCAGGGGCUCCUUCCUCACCGUCAUCAACCUCCUGGAGUGUGGCGCCGACGUCAACGCCAGGAACAAGGUGGGCUGGACGCCCCUGCACCUCGCCGUGCUCAAGGGCAACAUGGCCAUCGUCAAGACCCUGAUCAAGGCCGGGGCUCUGCUGGACGUGGAGGACAUCACCGGCUGCACGGCCCUGCAGCUGGCGGUCAGGCACCAGAGGGAAAACAUCAUCACCCUGCUCCAGGGCAGGGACUCGGUGCUGAGCAAAGCCGGGAGCAGGACUCUGGUGAACGACGCGAAGGUGGCGAGACCCAGACUCGUUCCAGGAAGGACAGAUCUGUAAAUUCAGCAGCCCUGGCAUUUGUGACUUGAGUGUCCCAGUGUCAGGUGCUAUCCCUUAAGGCACCUUGUCCUGUCACCUGGUGAUUACUCUCCUCUUUUUAAAGGGAAGUUUCUAAGCAUGAACAGUAAAGAGUAAAAGAAAAACGAAGCUGCAGAAGGAAGCUGACAAGUUAUUUUCCAGGGUCUGGCCAAGCUUGUAGAACAUUCUGCCUUGGUGAUGUUGGCUUUAGGCAAUGCUUUCCUGUUUAAUACUUGCUGUGCAGGGAUGGAAAGGGGUAUGUGCAGUCCCUGUUUGUACGGGCAAUGCUGAAGCUGUGCACAGCACAUAUACGUGUCUUCCAUGGAUUUCAUUGCUUUUAUUCCAUGUUUUCCUACAGAGAAAAUUGGUGUUAAAAUGACCUUGGCACAGGUGGGAAUUGAAUCAUGAGAUCCUCACCUGCUGCUGCAAAUAGACACCAAACAUAUGGCACAGCAAUGAGUCAGGUCGCUGACAUCUCAUUUUUGUAACAAGAAUUAAAUAAAGCAAGGAAGGAAAAAAAAAAAUCCCUAGUGGAGAGUAUUUAAAUGGAUGCAGCACAGAGAAAAGGAAUUCCAGAAUGAUGCCACUCCAUCCCUUCAGUGCUUUGAGGGCACUGCUCUGCUGCCAGUGCUUUCCUCACUCCUCAGCUGCAGCCCAGGGCAGGAGGGAUAAUCCCACCUUUGGCAUGGAGUUGGUGCCCAAGGAAUUGAGGGAAGGCUCCUAACUGAAGACUAAAUGCCAAGGUGGCUCUCAGGACCCACCCUGGUCUCUCCCAGGGAUCUGGGUGGGUUUUCCAGCUCUCAUCAGUCAGGGAAAUCCUGCAGUGUAACGACUGGAGCUGGUCCUUGCUGACUCUGAGAUGAUCCAGUCCCUGUUCUGCUGCUCUGUGCUGACAGGAGCUGACACCCAGUGUGGGUUCAGUGCCUGUGUCAUGCAGAUAACAGGGCUGUGACUCCUGUCCUCUGUCCCUGAUGGUUCUGUGUCCCAGGAGAGUGGAAAAGGCAAAACCUUUGCACGUUUUCUGAUGUUUUAGUUAUUUCCUCAGAUUUUUAGACAACUCCAAGCCUCAGCGUAACUGAACUAAAUCAAGGGAGUGGUUUUCCAUCUUUCAUUUUGUUUAGUUUUCUUUUUUUGUUGUUUUGUUUGGCUUUCUUGGGUUUUGUUUGGUUUUCUUUUUGUUUGCUUGGGGGUUUUGUUUGUUUGCGGGAUUUUUGUUUUGUUU
Messenger RNA from Pseudopipra pipra, 4669 nucleotides. RefSeq names its product ankyrin repeat and kinase domain containing 1 (gene ANKK1). The coding region runs from base 391 to 3429 and encodes 1012 amino acids. NCBI's taxonomy places the organism in Eukaryota, Metazoa, Chordata, Aves, Passeriformes, Pipridae. Gene Ontology annotation, molecular function: protein kinase activity; ATP binding; protein binding. The transcript has 8 exons. The record is from RefSeq and is a predicted model, not a curated record. Gene Ontology annotation, biological process: regulation of cell cycle process; protein phosphorylation. Gene Ontology annotation, cellular component: cytoplasm.